AUGGAAGCUUCUGUUUACUGCUUUGCCCCUCCAACGUCCUCACUCGUUUACACCCAUUCCCAGCUGCUUCUCGACUGUCUGCCUACCUCACACGAACUCAUUCUCUACGACAUCGGGAUCAAGAUGUUCGAACAGCAUACCACCGACGAGGUUGAUCUGGCCUGCCUCGCCGAGCAUGCGGAGGCGCUGUCGACAGGCUUGAAUGAGCUGCGUCUAGACUGUGGUCACCAAACCACCUCGUCCGAGAUCUCUGAAGCCGCCGAAGAGCUGAAGCUCCUUUCGUCUGAAUUGAUCAGCCUCGAUUGCGCCGUCAAAACCAAUAAGGACCAAUAUACCAACGUAUUCGAGGAAGACCUCAGAGAAAUCUACCGUCACCUCGAGGGCAUAUUUGAAGAUGUUGAGGAUUGCUGCCGAGAAAUGCACAAAGCUGAUCGAAUUGGAGCUACCGCAGUGGGCUGGCUGCACAGGAAGCCAUACAUGAAAAGACUGCGGCGACACCUCGAGGCCAACAAGUCUACCCUGAUUGUCAUGCGCACAGUACUUCAUCAUGGCACCGAAUAUGGUCUGCAGAGCCCUUCUGUGCGCCUUGCUGAAUCGUCUCCUCACAUCCUACAAGAUGACCUUGCAAUAUUACAGUCUGUCUUUGCGAGCAAGGCCGCAAUCACUGAGCUUCAGAACUCUGCAAAGAAAUCUCACCAACACAGCCCCUCCUCUGCUUCUUCAGCAGCCACCCCUAUUUUCAAGCCUGGAGCACACGGCCGAAAUUUAUCCACUGCCACUGGCGUCGAGACACUCGCAGUCGAAGACUUUUUACCAUCGGACAAGGGAGCAGAAAAGAAGAAAGAAGAGGAUCCACUAGAGAGACGGUUCUCACGACGCGGUGUGCGCCUUGCUGUACAUAGCUCCAUCCUGGACCUCAACGCCCAUGAAGUCCCAGACUCUCUCAAGAAGAGAUGGAUUUACAAGGCCAAGUUAGGACGGAGUGAUGAUCAAGCUGGGACCGGCAGUCCUUCGAUUGCACAGCUCAGCAAGAUUUCAGAGGCCAAAUCAAGCUCGAGUCCGGAAAAGCCUGCUGAAACACCAGACUUGCAUCGUAACGGAAGCACCACUGAACACCAUGGCAAGCAGUCUGAUCAGUUCAGCACUGAAGAGCGCUCGAAUGUCCAUGUUUCAAAGGCUAAGAAGAGAAGCUUGACCUUGAUGGCCUCACCAGUUGGAAAGACACUGGGCAAGGUCAUUACGAAGUUGAGCACAACAAACCUUCGUAAAGGACACAGUGAGGACCUUGAGGAAGUCGACAAAGAGCCAAACCCUGGAAAGGACGAGAAGCCGGGAUGGACAUACAGAUUCACCCGACGGUUUGAGAAGUCCGAACUAACAACUCCAGACUUCAACAAAGAUGUUGAAAACAUGGUGCUACGUUAG
Molecule: messenger RNA, 1425 nt
Organism: Exophiala xenobiotica
Lineage: Eukaryota; Fungi; Ascomycota; Eurotiomycetes; Chaetothyriales; Herpotrichiellaceae
Exons: 3
Coding region: 1-1425 (474 amino acids)
Source: RefSeq, a predicted model, not a curated record